AUGGCAAUGGGAACGCGCUAUGCUGGGAAGGUGGUCAUCGUGACCGGCGGCGGUCGCGGCAUAGGAGCCGGGAUCGUUCGAGCUUUCGUGGAAAGCGGUGCCCAGGUGGUUAUCUGUGACAAAGAUGACUCUGAAGUCCAGACCCCCAGCCCUUCUCUUCGUACAGAGGCCAGGGGCAGGGCGGUGGAGCGAGAGCUUCCUGGCACUGUCUUUCUGCUCUGUGACGUGACUCGGGAGGAAGAUGUGAGGACCCUCGUUUCUGAGACCAUCCGCCGAUUUGGCCACCUGGAUUGCAUAGUCAACAAUGCUGGCUACCACCCACCCCCACAGUGGCCCGAGGAGACCUCCGCCCAGGGCUUUCGCCAGCUGCUGGAGCUGAACCUGCUGGGGACGUACACCCUGACCAAGCUCGCCCUCCCUCACCUGCGCAAGAGUCGGGGAAACGUCAUCAACAUCUCCAGCCUGGUUGGGGCGAUUGGCCAGUCCCAAGCGGUUCCCUACGUGGCCACCAAGGGGGCAGUGACAGCAAUGACUAAAGCCUUGGCCCUGGAUGAGAGUCAGUAUGGCGUCCGUGUCAACUGGUGA
Messenger RNA from Budorcas taxicolor (takin), 585 nucleotides. RefSeq names its product hydroxysteroid 17-beta dehydrogenase 14 (gene HSD17B14). The record is from RefSeq and is a predicted model, not a curated record. The transcript is spliced from 7 exons. Gene Ontology annotation, cellular component: cytosol. Gene Ontology annotation, molecular function: estradiol 17-beta-dehydrogenase [NAD(P)+] activity. Gene Ontology annotation, biological process: steroid catabolic process. Bases 1 to 585 code for a protein of 194 amino acids. NCBI's taxonomy places the organism in Eukaryota, Metazoa, Chordata, Mammalia, Artiodactyla, Bovidae.